Indicator indicator is the source of this 4774-nucleotide messenger RNA. It is a transcript of the gene OTUD4, whose product is annotated as OTU deubiquitinase 4. Lineage: Eukaryota; Metazoa; Chordata; Aves; Piciformes; Indicatoridae. Gene Ontology annotation, biological process: negative regulation of toll-like receptor signaling pathway; negative regulation of interleukin-1-mediated signaling pathway; protein deubiquitination. Gene Ontology annotation, molecular function: cysteine-type deubiquitinase activity; K63-linked deubiquitinase activity. The transcript has 21 exons. The record is from RefSeq and is a predicted model, not a curated record. The coding region runs from base 9 to 3413 and encodes 1134 amino acids.
CGGUAAACAUGGAGGCGGCGUGCAGACCCGCCGGCGACGAGCAGAGCCAGCAGGGCAUGGACGGCCCUGGGGACACCUCCAUGGACUGCUACCUGCGAUCUCAGGGCUUGUACAGAAAGAGAGUCGCCAAGGAUGGCUCUUGCCUUUUCCGGGCCGUGGCCGAGCAGGUGUUACACUCUCAGUCUCGGCACAUGGACGUUAGGAUGGCUUGUGUAGACUACCUUCGGAAAAAUAGGGAGAAGUUUGAAGCAUUCAUAGAGGGGCCAUUUGAAGAGUAUUUAAAAUGUUUGGAAAAUCCACAGGAAUGGGUUGGACAAGUAGAAAUAAGUGCUCUUUCUCUUAUGUACAAGAAAGAUUUCAUAAUAUACCGGGAACCAAAUGCUUCUCCUUCACAUGUAACUGAAAAUGGCUUUUCUGACAAGGUAUUGCUGUGCUUCUCAAAUGGAAACCACUAUGAUAUUGUUUAUCCCAUAGAGUAUUCAGAAAAGGCUGCUCUGUGCCAGUCUCUGCUGUAUGAGUUGCUUUAUGAGAAAGUAUUUGAUACAGAUGUGAAGAAAAUCAUAGCAGAACUUAGUGCUGUUGGUGCAACAGAUGACAGUAAUGGCAGCAGUGAAGUAUCUGCUUCAGAUUCAGAAGAUGACAACUGCAGAAGUAAAGCUGCAGCAGUUAGUGAUAUGAAUGGGUUGAAGUCUCUUGCUGACAACAAGCACCUUAAGAACAAUGGGAAUCCGACCUUGUUGGUCUUACCUAAAAAAGUUCUGAAAUCACUCAAUCCAUCAGUUUACAGAAAUGUUGAAUAUGAUGUCUGGCUCCAAUCGAAGCUGGAUCAGCAAAAGCAGGAUUUUUCUAUUGCUGCUGGCAUGCAAUACUCUGUUGGAGACAAAUGUAAAGUGCGCUUAGACCAUAAUGGGAAAUUUUAUAAUGCCCAUAUUCAAGAAGUCUGUUCAGAGAACGGGCCAGUUGUUGUGUUUGUAGAAGAGCUUGGAGCAAAGCAUGCUGUCUCACUGAAGAGCCUUAAACCUCUUCCACAGGCCUCUCCUAUGGAGGGCUGGAACACUGUGCCAGGGAAGAAGAUAAAAAAGUUUUUCCCAACCUGGGGGCAGAAUGCUCAGCCCGAUGCAGAUUGUAGAGGGCCAAAGAAUCAGAGCAAGUCAAUAAAACCCCAGCCAGCACUACCUCCUCGACUUCAGCAUACUGUGGGAACCAGGCAGCAUCAGUUCUCGUGUUCUGGACCCCAACCUCAUCAGACCUCAACGGAGCAAAAAGCUUCAGGCAGGAAUCCUUCCCAAACCAUAAGAAAAUCAGAGCGGGAGAGAAGCGAGGAGCCGAACCAUGGCAGCAGAGACUGUAACUACUUUGGCCUGUCCCCAGAGGAACGCAGGGAGAAACAAGCUAUAGAAGAAUCUCGUUCACUCUAUGAGAUCCAGCAGAGGGAUGAACAAGCUUUCCCUGCUCUUUCUAAUAAUCAGUCAGUCUGUCAGGCUGCUACACAGACUGUGGAUAAUUUAAACCAGAAAAAACUCUCAAAUAAUGAGAGAAGAAAUAGCAAGUGGACAGCAGAGAUGGAAGAGCAGAAGGAAAAAGAGUCAAAUUCCAGGCAGAUCCACUUAAGUCAGAAGCUUGAGCCAAAUUCAUCUGAGAAGAGUAGUCAAGAUGAGAAUUAUCCAAAAGCUUCAUCUCCUGUGGAACAAGUGAAAACAGAAUCUCCUCCAGUUCUUGCUGAGCAAAACUUGACAGAGUGCUUACCAAGUGUAACUCCAACACCCUCACCAGUCUUCUCUGAGGUGCAUUUACCUCCAGCAGUGCCUUCUGUACCAGCCAUUGUGCCAGCUUGGCCAAGUGAGCCAGCAACUUACGGACCAGCAGGUAUUCCAGCUCAAAUACCUGCUUCUUCAUUGAUGCCAGCCCCAGCAGCAGGACCUGACUCUCUUGUGUCACAGGCCCAGGUAACAUCUGCUCCAGUUGCUGGAGUUCCUGUGUCACUACAAGCAGUUAACCAGCCUGUAAUGCCUUUGCCUCAGACUCUGAAUCCUUAUCAGGAUCCACUAUACCCUGGAUUCCCUCUUAGUGAAAAGGGAGAAAGAGCCAUUGCACCCUCUUACUCCCUGUGCAAUACUGGGGAAGACUUGCCUAAAGAUAAGAACAUUCUUAGAUUUUUCUUCAAUCUUGGUGUGAAGGCAUACAGUUGUCCCAUGUGGGCACCCCAUUCCUACUUGUACCCCCUGCACCAGGCCUAUUUAGCUGCUUGCAGGAUGUACCCGAACGUGUCCCUUCCCAUGUACCCACACAACGCCUGGUUCCAGGAGGCUCCGGCUCAGAGUGACAGCGAAACUGCACGGACAAACAGGCACUUCCCUGUUCCCAGCGAGGCCAGACCCAACGGUCAGAUCCCACAGAUUGACAGCAGAGCUGCAUCACUGCCUCUGAUGAUACCUACAGCUCAGGUGUCGGAAAGUCAAGGACAGGUCUGUGUGGAAUCGGAGAAUCCAGUGCAAGCUCUUCAUGCCAACUAUGAGGAGUCCCUGAGAGGAAAAAAUAUGUUCCCACAGACCCCCUUUGGACACAAUCACUUUUUAGGAGCUGUUCCAAUAGCACCUCCUUUCUUCCCUCACUUUUGGUAUGGGUACCCAGUUCAGGGCUUCAUUGACAAUUCAGCAGCAAGACCUAAUGUAGUCCUGUCACCUGAGGACAAAGAGGCAGCAGCUAACACUGUGGUGAACAUGUAUGUGGCGAAAGAAUGUGCCCCUCCGGUUCCUGUGGUGAACUGUGCAGAGCAGCCUCAGAAGGUUGGCAGCAGCUCAAACAUAAUGCCUUUCCCUGUGGCUGGAGCAAGCAGUGAAUGCAGCGCCCUGAAAGAAGCUUCAGCCAGGGCACCCCAGUUGGAGCAGACUUGCCCUUCGGCUUCUCCUGCUAAGCAAAAACCAGCUGGACAGCAGAAUCGUUCUCCACUAACACAGGGGACCGAGAAGCAGACAGCAGUGCCCAACACUCCACCGCUGGCAGCAGAGCCACCUAGAAAUGAACUGAAACACAGUGUUUGCAGUCGUAAGGAGAAGACUGACAGAAGCAGAGAUGGCAGGGGCACGGGUGGGCUGCAGGCAGAGAGCAGGGUGCAGAGAGCUCGGGAGGAGAGCUCAGAAGAUGAGAGCGAAGUCUCAGAUAUGCUGAGGAGUGGCAGAUCCAAGCAGUUCUACAACCAGACUUAUGGAGGAGGCAGAAGGCCUAGACUUGAGUGGGGCUAUUCCAGUAGGGGAGGGUAUCAGUUCCAAAGGAAUGAGGAGGCCUGGAAAGGACCACCCAGCAGAACCAGAGAUGAUGGCCACCAGUACCAGCGAAACUUUAGAGGGAGGCCAUACAGGAAUGACAGACGAAGGGCAACACUGGGAGAUAAUCAGAGGGGGAAUCAAGCAUAGAAUGGAGGGAUAAUGGAAACUUUUAAAAUACAGGAAAUCAUUUGAAGUAGCAGUUUAAAAUGUUCAGUCUUUUUUUAGUAAUGUUCAUGGCUAUGUUUAACUUUUGGCGAGUAAAGACUAAGAGGAUGUGAGCGCCUGCCCUCUGGUUUGGAGGAUUCUAGAGUUUGUUUGACUUAGUGUUUUUCCUCAUUGUCAAAUUAGAAAAAAAAAACAAUAGAGGUUUAGUGUUUGGUAAUGUUUGGGUUUUCCCCCCUCAAAGGUUUUGAGUUUGUGAUAGAGGAUGGAGAUGUCCAUUUCCUAGUGACAAAUUAGAGCAUCUGACGUGAUCUAGGUUCUGAAGUCGACAGUGACACUGCACCAAAUCCAAACGUGUAUCUUAUCAUCCAAUGCCUUAGUUCUGAACUGAGCUAAAGGGAUUCUCAGCCUACUGCACUGUUGUCUUUGAUACGCUUCCAACCCAAAGGCCUUUCAUCUCAAAACAAUCUGUCAGACUUGAAUGUUUCUCUCCAGUGCGUUACACGUACAGCAGCCAGCUAACCCUGUGUCUUAGGGAUGUUGUAUAUAGUUGUUUUAAUAUUCAUAGGGUCUAUUUUUUAAUUAAAAAAAAAAGCAUUUAUUUGUUGAAAUCAAGAUCAAGACAAGCAGUCAGGAAUAGCUUGUGUAAAUGGAUUAGAAUGGCUGUUUCCACCAAGAGUUCUUAAUGCUGGUGUGACUAGAAUGGUGCCUAUGCCAACUAAAUAAUAACAAAGACAAUACAAAUGUAGAUGCUAUGCAUUUCCAAAAGAAUUCUGCAGCUGUUAUAAUAGCAGAAGUUUUUUUAAUGCCACUUUAACACUAAUGCACUGACAAAUCCUAAAUACUUUGUGAGGAGAGAUGCAUAAAGUACCUGUUACAUGUUUUUAAGCGUGUAUGAUUGAGCUACUGUUCAGUAUUCUUUUGGUGUUGCACUGUUGAUGCAAAUUUGCGUUUUGCAUGUACAAGUCCUUGCUGGAACUACUUUUAAAAUCCAGAUGGAGCGUCCUGGUGUGCUCUGCUCUUCCCUACACUUCAGAAGAAAGUGGCUUCUGCCUUAUAUUUUUACACUGUGUCAGCGUUCUGCUGCUGUUUCUUCUGCCCCUGACAAUGAUCUCUGCAGUGUUCCUGUUGCCUUUGCAGUUUGGAUGUUGAGCUGUCAGGAGACGGACAUUCACUCAGCUCUGCUGCCAGAGGAACUGCUGUGUAUAUUUUGAUACCUCUGUACAUACUGGUGUAGGUGAUGGUACCCUGCCCCUUCUGUCCCAGACUUGUCUGCCCCUGGUCAGGAAACUUGAGUGUUAGUUACGUGAUGAAGAAUUUCUUUCCAGCUGCAUGCCAUGUAUAAA